Molecule: messenger RNA, 1779 nt
Organism: Clonostachys rhizophaga
Lineage: Eukaryota; Fungi; Ascomycota; Sordariomycetes; Hypocreales; Bionectriaceae
Source: the annotation of a GenBank genome assembly
AUGCCGCCCCCCGUCCAAAUGGGCCUGGAGCCUAUUGCGCCACCAAAGAUUGGCGAAAAGGGCUAUGUUGGAUUCAACCCUCGCAAGGAGAUCUUACAGGCAGGGUGGAAGAGUGGUCAGAACACACGGCCCCUGCCAACAGACAUCCUAGUUGAACACGACUUCGCCGUGAAGGUGCGAGAUGGCGUGACUCUUUACAUGGACAUAUACCGACCCCCAUCAUCCGACCAAGGCACAAGAGUACCCGCUGUCGUGGCCUGGAGCCCCUUUGGGAAGAAGUAUAAUGGCAUCAUGAAGAUGGCCGCCUUCCCCUACAACAUGGGUGUCCCUGAAGAAACUUUGAGCGGGCUGGAGCGAUUUGAGGGACCUGACCCUGCCGAGUAUGUUCCGCGAGGCUAUGCCAUCGUCAAUGUCGAUGCUCGUGGUGCUGGUGACUCGGAGGGUUCCGUGGUCAUCAUGGGUUCUCAGGAAGCCGAGGAUGGUUACGACGUCAUCGAGGCUCUUGCGCAGCUAGAGUGGUGCACAGGGAGUGUUGGAUUAGCUGGAAAUUCUCAUCUCGGAAUCAUUCAGUGGUUCAUCGCUGCCUUGCAGCCCCCGCACCUAAAAGCUAUUGCGCCUUGGGAAGCCCUGAGCGACCUGUACAGAGAGCAGUUUGCCCGCGGUGGCGUGUUUGACUGCGGCAUGUUUGAUCGCAUUACACGGCAGAACAUCCAGGGAUAUAACGGCAUUGAGUCCCACAAGGAGAUGUACCGCCGAAGCCCUCUCCAAGGCGCGUAUUGGAAGAACAAGCGUGUCGACUUGAGCAAAGUCAAGGUCCCGACAUACCUGUGCGGGUCAUACUCGACGAAUGUCCACACCAUGGGUUCAAUCCGAGGCUGGCUGCAGAUUGACACCAAGGAUAAAUGGUUGCGCUGGGAUCCGUACCAGGAAUGGUUUGAUCUUUGGGUGGACCAGGAGUCUCGGGACGAGCUGGCGAGCUUCUUUGACAAGUAUCUCAAGGGUCUUGACAAUGGCUGGGAAAAGACGCCAAGGGUUCGUAUGUCGGUCCUCCGAUUCGGCGACAACGAACCAUACCACUACAUUGUCGAGGACGACUUCCCUAUUCCUCGUACCGAAUAUAGGGAUCACUUCCUGCAUGUAGAUGGUACUCUGAGAGAAUCUGCGGCCGAGGUCGAAGGCACCGUGUCGUAUAAUUCGGAAGACUCGGGAGAUGCCGUGGACUUUGCUUCGUUCAAUGUUACCUUCGACAAGACCACCAGGUUGGUUGGCAUGCCAAAGGCCGUCUUGUACAUGUCAUGUCCCGACCACGACGACUUAACGGUAUACGUCCUGAUUCGCAAGCUAGACAAGAACGGAAACGCUAUGAUCAACCUCAAUAUCCCGUGGAAGUACGCCCCCAUCAACAAAAUGAGUGAGGUUGAUCCCAAAGACCUUCACAACCUGCUUUUUUACAAAGGCCCGCUCGGUGUUUUGAGAGCUGCGCGUCGUCACAUUGAUCCCACCCAGAGCAUGCAUCCGCAGUACCCAUUCCACACCCACGACCGGGAGGAGCAAGUCACUCCUGGUGAUGUCGUGGAACUGGAGAUUGGUAUAUGGGCAAUAGGUAUCGAGUUUGAAGCCGGUGAGACGCUGAGUGUGCAAGUCUCGGGUCAGUAUCCUGUCUUCAAGAGUUUCCCCAUGGAUGACCGGUCUAAACCUGAAAAUGAAAAGAAUUUCGGCACGCAUCGUAUACACACAGGUGGAAAGUACCCAAGCCGAGUUAUUCUACCCCAUAUCUAA